UGGCGAGGAAAUGGGCGCUCGUGUGCCCGUGGUGUGGCCACGGUGGUGCGGUGGUGGCGCCGCCACGACCACUGCGCUGCUGCUGCUGCUGCUCGCGGUUGCCGCCGCUGCUGCUGCGGAGGCCCAGGAGCGACGCACCGCCCCGGACAAGGUCUCCCUCGGUCUCUACAAGAAGCUGUUCGAGGUCAAACGCAAGGAGCAGAUGAACGCCCUCAAGACCCUCAUUGAGCUGAGGGACCUCCAGCAGCAGUACAAGAUCAUCGACAUCAUGCUGCAGGGCCUCUUCAAGGUGCUGGAGGAAUCGCGCGUGAUCCUGGCUGCCGCCAACGUGCUGCCUUCAGGCCCCAUCCCCGACGACGCCCGACAGAGGGACGCGUUCUCCCACGUGGUGGAGAACGUGGCGUUCUUCGGCGACGUGCUCCUGCGCUUCCCGCGCAUCGUGCACAGCUACGUGGACGGCAGCGCGGAGCGCCGCCUCGUGCGCUGGGGCCUCCUCUUCUGCAACGGCACAGGCGUCUUCGCCGACGGCACCCACGCGCAGCUGCUGGGCCUGGCGUCGCAGGAGCUGGGUCUCAUCGAGAAGUCGCCCGAAUAUCACAACCCCUUCCAGCUGGACGAGGAGAAGAUGCUGAGGGACACGCAGGUGCUGCGCGAGGCGUUCCGGAAGGAGGAGAAGAGGAGGAAGCAGGAGGAGAAGCGCGAGAAGCGGAAGGGGCCGCGCAUCACGCGCUCCCGCUCCGAACUCUAGCCGGGACCGCACUGCCCGUGCCGGCCGCGUCACCAAUUCGCGACUCCGCCGGGCGACGGCUGCCACCGUGGAACCGUCCGCGAGCUCCCACCGUGCACCGGACCCCCAUCGCUAUCGACGAAACAAGCACCUCCACCCUCCUUUGCCCCUACCCU
This is a messenger RNA of Lethenteron reissneri (Far Eastern brook lamprey), 903 nucleotides long. Its product is annotated as coiled-coil domain-containing protein 134-like. The record is from RefSeq and is a predicted model, not a curated record. Lineage: Eukaryota; Metazoa; Chordata; Hyperoartia; Petromyzontiformes; Petromyzontidae.